AUGACACCCUGGCAUAUUCUUUCCCCUGUCCUGCUCUCGCUUGUGUUUCGUCUGCAGCUGGAGAGGAGAGUCGCGUUGGCUCUGGGUGAAAACUUGUUGCUGAUUGUUUCUACGCAGUAUGCAGAGCGCUCUUGGAUAACAGUCCUCAUUGUUACCGCAAUCUUUGUCACAUCCGCUUUCUUGAAAACUCAAUUAGAGUAUCGUGACUCGGUGCAAGACACACAUUCGAACGCAGCCCCACGUGGCUGUCCAGUCAAGAUUUGGGAUAGCGGAUGCCCUGUGCAAAUAUUUCGUCACCAAAUCGAAGACUCCUCGAACUGCAUACCCCAAGAAGCUCGGGUUCCGAAGAAUAAUGGCGAUUCUCAGAUCAAGAAGUCUUUUCUGUUUCCGUGCGAUCUUCGUCACCUGCGCCGGUCUGGCUUCAAAGACGACUAUCACCAUUCAUACCUUUACGUUGGGUAUCCAGUCGGCCUACGUGCCAGCUAUAGCCCCUUGGUUACAGUGGAGCCACCUUUUCGGCCUCGUUCCUUGCUGCCCGUCAAAACAGCUUGGUUCGGUAUCAGACCCGAGGAUCACGCCUUCAACGGCGACGUAAACCUGUCGAUGACUCAAAAGUUGGAAGAGUUUCUCCUAUCCGAGGGAGAGGAUCCUACGGAGUGGCCGUAUGCAUACAUUUUAGCACCCCGAAGUGUCACAUGGCAAUUGAAUAAUCCGCUUUCGUUCUGGUACCUGUACAACAACAGAAAGGAGCUCACGGCAAUGAUUGUUCAGCUUCAGACGUCAUAUGGCGAGCGCAGGCUGUGGCUCACGCGAAAUUGCCGUGCGGGCGUGCCCGGGAAUGGCCCCUACUUCUUUCAAGGAAAAUUCGACAAGGAUCUACAAGUCUCGCCUUUCACGCCGAUCACAGCGAGCUAUAUCAUUGAUUCGUCUGAUCCGUGCGCAGCUCUGUUGGAGAAGUUCAAGCUUAUGGUCACAUUGAAACGAGGGAGAGAAACAGUGAUCAAUGCCGUAGUCAACUCGACCGGGCCGCCUCUUGACGCUGCCACUGCGAGUCUAGGCUCUUCUCUGCUCUUCCUCGCGAAGUGGUGGUGGGUUCCCAUGUGCAGCGUGGUGGUCUUCCGGAUUCUCUUUAAAGCUGCGAAGAUCUACCUGACCCACAACGAGAGGGAACCUAACAUUCAGACAAGAGCAGAGCCUAUCACAACGGCUAUCGCGAAGUCUGCACGACUGUCUGAGAGGACAGAGUAA
This is a messenger RNA of Penicillium samsonianum, 1248 nucleotides long. RefSeq lists its product as uncharacterized. NCBI's taxonomy places the organism in Eukaryota, Fungi, Ascomycota, Eurotiomycetes, Eurotiales, Aspergillaceae. The record is from RefSeq and is a predicted model, not a curated record. The transcript is spliced from 3 exons. Bases 1 to 1248 code for a protein of 415 amino acids.